Desarmillaria tabescens is the source of this 387-nucleotide messenger RNA. RefSeq lists its product as uncharacterized. The transcript has 2 exons. Bases 1 to 387 code for a protein of 128 amino acids. The record is from RefSeq and is a predicted model, not a curated record. NCBI's taxonomy places the organism in Eukaryota, Fungi, Basidiomycota, Agaricomycetes, Agaricales, Physalacriaceae.
AUGUCUGCUCCUUUUGUCAAAGAGAUUCCUACUCUCCUCUCCCUCAUCCAGUGUGCGGACUCGCUUGUUAAAAAUCCUUUGACGAAGGAAUCCCCGUUCUCCGUUCGUGUCGCCUGGUUCGACGAUGCAGCAAAGACUCAGACUGCUCUCUUGACUCAUUAUCCUCGCCUCGUUAAAGAAAGUUUUUAUACGGAAUUCGAGGAUACUGUUCAGGCCGGCAUUUCGCUCUUGAACUUCCAACCGUUCUGGAGUAUCAUGCUUGGUGUUGAGACUAGUCAGUCCAGCGCUGCUGCAGAGUCAUCUGCUACUAUGCCGGACUCUUCUCCUAUUGUCAUCCCUUCUGUCGCCGGCAAAGACUCUCCUCCUGAGAAAUCCGCCAUUCGGUAG